AUGAAAGGAGAGGUGAAUCAGAAAUAGAAAUCUCAAAAGAGAGAUAAUAAGUAAAAGAGAAAGAAAGGAGCACCUAAAUGGAAAAAUGUUAUUUAGGAGAUUGAAACUAUAAGAAAAAGAAUCAGCGAAGAAGUUCCUCCUCCAGGUGUUCUUUAUUACAAGUACAAGGCAAAGAAUGAAAACCCAGAGGAAAAAGAAAUAGAGAAGAAAAAGGAAACCUAAAGCUCAAGAUUAAUAGCCAAUAGAAAAGUUAUUGAGACUGACAAUAAGAACUUAAUAAAAAUCAGAUUCAGUGAUUUACCUAUUUCAAAAGCUACUAGCAAUGGCUUGCAAAAGGCUAAAUUUAUUAAGAUGACUGAAGUUUAAAGAGCUGCAAUAUCACAUGCCAUUGCAGGGAGAGAUGUAGUUGUAUGUGCGAGGACUGGUAGUGGAAAGACUUUGUCCUAUUUAGUCCCUGUAAUUGAAAAAUUAUACCAAGAUAGAUGGAGUUCAUUAGAUGGUCUUGGAGCACUGAUUAUUGUGCCAACUAGAGAAUUAGCUUUAUAGGCAUUUGAAGUUCUGAGAUCAUUUGGAGGCAUGCAUGAUAUGAGUGCUGGAUUAGUAAUAGGUGGUAAAGACCUCAGAUUUGAGCAGGAGAAAAUAAGAGGAAUGAAUAUAUUGGUUUGUACUCCAGGAAGAUUACUUCAACAUAUGAAUGAAAGUGAAGGCCUCGAUACUAGCAGCCUUAAAAUGCUUGUUAUUGAUGAGGUCGAUAGAUUACUUGAUAUGGGAUUUAGAGAUUCAGUAGAUCAAAUUAUGAGAAAUUUACCCAAAAAGGUUUAAACAAUGCUAUUUUCAGCUACUGUCGGCAAGACAUUGAAAGAUCUGGCAAGAGUCAAUUUAAAGUCAGAAUUUGAAUAUAUUUGCAUUCACGAUUUUGAUUCAAUUGAGAGCUUAGCUAACGAAUAUAAUCCUAAUCAAAGUGCAUCUGACAAGCUAAUUUCAGACCAGUUAAAAUCAAUCACACCAGUUAAGCUCCUGCAUUUCUACAUGCAGAUAAAUAUUGAAGAUAAAUUAGAUAUCCUAUUCAGUUUCCUUAAGAGUCAUUCAAAGAACAAAUGCUUAGUCUUUUUCUCAGCAUGCAAGUAAGUUAGAUUUGCAUAUGAAGCUUUCAAAAGGUUAAAGCUAGGAAUGACAAUGCUAGAACUUCAUGGUCGUCAAAAGUAGUCCAAACGUACUGCAAUCUAUUAUGAAUUUGUCGAAAGGAAGUAAGCAGUUCUUUUCUGUACUGAUAUUGCCUCGAGAGGUAUUGAUUUCCCAGCAGUUGAUUGGGUCGUUUAAUAUGAUUGCCCAGAGGAUUUGAAUACUUACAUUCAUAGAGUUGGAAGAACUGCAAGGUAUAAGUCUAAAGGAAAUGCACUUUUAUUUACAACUCCUGGUGAAUAAAAAAUGCUGGAUAAAAUAUAAAAUAGAGGCAUUUAAUUAAAGAAACUCAACGCUAACCCGAAUUAAGCUUUAACCAUCUAACCAACUCUUUAAAAGCUCAAUGCUGAGAAUAGAGAUGUUAAGCAUCUUGCUGAGAAAGCAUGCAUCAGCUAUAUAAAGUCAUAUUAUUUAAUGAGGGACAAAGAAACUUUUAAGUUUUCUAACCUUGAUUGUGAAAAGCUUGCUUAUAGUCUUGGUCUUGCUAACGCACCUUAAAUAGGUUUCAUUGACAAAAACAAUGUAAAAAAUCAGUAAAGAGAAAAGGAUAAUGAAAAAAUCUUUGAUGGAGAAGGAGAAGUUCCAAAGAAACUAUCAAGAUUAUAAGUUUUGAGAUAAAAGAUUAAGGAGAAGAAAGAAUAGAAGAAGCUUUAAUCUGAGAAGCAAGAGUAAUAAGAUGAAGAUGAGGUAGAUGAUAUUGAAGUACAUAAUUCAGAGGAGAGUGAAGAUGAUGACGACUAUGAUGAUGAAAUUUCUGAUGAGAGUGAUUAUAGGUCAUAAGAUGAAAGUGAAGAAGAAGAUGACCAAGAUUUCUUUACUUCAAAGAAGAAUUAAAGGAUGUUUGAUGAUGAUGAAGAUGAGAAAAUAAAGGAGUAGGAGGAUGAUAAACUGAGAGAAGAAAUAAAAUAGUAAGAACUUAAGGUUAACAAGAAGAAACUUAAGAAAAUAACUAAAGAUGGUCCAUUCUAAGGCAAAAACAAAGUAUACUUUGGUGCAGAUGGAAAACCAAUUACUUCUUUAGAGUAUCAUUUGAUGCAAGAUAAAAUAGCUUCUAAUAAGAAGACUAUUGAAGAGUCAGAGAGCGAGUCUGAGCCUGAGAGAAAUAUCAAUCCAGAAAACUUUAAAUUUGUGGAUGAAUCUGAGGUAUCAGAAGAUGAAAAUGCAGAAGAAAAAUACAUUGGGAAAGUUAAGAAGGCUCUCCUGAAAAAUGAAAGUUAAGAUAAACUCUUGUCUAGAUAAAAACUUACUGAAUAGAGAUUGAAGAAAAAGAGAAAGCUUAGACAACAAAGAGGAUAUGAUGAGGAAGAUCAAGUAUAAGUUGUUAUUGGAGACCAGUCAGAUGAUGAAUAACUCGCUGUAGAAUAAGAUUCUGUGUAGGACAAGCAAAGUCAAGUUGAAGAUGAGGAUGAUGAAGAAGAAAUCAUGCAAAACCUCAAAAAUCUCAAGAUUAAUUAGAAGUAAAAGAAAACUGCUGAGAAGACAAAGAAAGUGGCUCUAAAGAAAGAAAGCAAAUUAACUGAGGAAUAGAGAGCUCUAAAACUGUUGGAGAAGAGUUUAUAGUUUUGA
Stylonychia lemnae is the source of this 2748-nucleotide messenger RNA. The record is from the annotation of a GenBank genome assembly. NCBI's taxonomy places the organism in Eukaryota, Ciliophora, Spirotrichea, Sporadotrichida, Oxytrichidae.